Branchiostoma belcheri (Belcher's lancelet) is the source of this 3825-nucleotide messenger RNA. Its product is annotated as GRB2-associated and regulator of MAPK protein 2-like. The record is from RefSeq and is a predicted model, not a curated record. The coding region runs from base 419 to 2848 and encodes 809 amino acids. The transcript has 3 exons. NCBI's taxonomy places the organism in Eukaryota, Metazoa, Chordata, Leptocardii, Amphioxiformes, Branchiostomatidae.
GGGCGGUCCAAUUAGGACGAAAAUUUACUUCCGGGGGUCGGGAAAACUGAUUGUAAGAAGACAGUGCCAACUCGACUGUGAAGUGAAUGUCAGGCAGUUGGGGAUGAAUCUACAACGUAUUUAACUUCUCUUCACGACCGGAACAUUGGUACAUUUCUGCCGCCAUAUUCUGUAUUCUGUUGACCGAUUUUGGACUUGUGACGACCACUGGAUCUUCAUAGUCAGACAUCAACGACUCACAUGUUUUAUGUGACUCGUGCUUCGAUCACCCAAAACUCAGUACUACUUCCUUCUACGUAUUGUGAUGACCGAAGACAACCCGAAGGCUCCCAUGCUGUAGGUAGAUUUUGUACCUGACGUUCUGUAGUUAAGCUCCGCACAAGGUGCUCUGGACUCCUGCCGUUAUUUGGAAGAAACGAUGGCUGAAGUGACAUCUCUCGCCGCGGUCAGUAGCGAAGAUAUCUUCGCCAUUAAAGAGAAGAUUCGGUGUCUUGAAGGACAGUUUCUGACGCCCGACCUCCUGCUGGACACACACAAACUGCCCCAGCUGGUGAAAGUGACCUACGCAGAGUGCGAGGCGCCCGGACUGUCCAAGAACGAGAUACUGCUCCUCCAUUUCACCUACAGCAGUAAAAAGGUCAUGGCACAGAGUUUGAGCCAGGAAGGCGGUAUUUUGGUUGGACCGGAGCUGAACAUACCACUCGCCUACCCUGGUCGCUUCGAACUCCUACAAAGUCAAAGUAACGUCAAGGUUUUUGAGCGGCUUGAGGAAGUCGUCAGUGAGGACUUGCAGUCCCAGAUGCCGGUGGUAAGGCUUCUGGUAGAAGAGGACAUUCUGAACAGUGAGCUCCCUCCCUCCGGUGUCGCGUCUCCGGAGAUGGGGACCGCGACCACACGCCAACAACAGCUCCUGUGUAAACAGGGUGACGUCAUCACGAUUCUGUAUUCUCAACCGAUAGAGCCACCCGCACCUGUGCAACAGCUUCAAGAGAUUCCUGAACUACAAAAGAAAGGGCUCGGCCAGAAGCUGAAGGGCAAGUUCAAGGGCAAGGGGAAAAUGACUUCUCAGAUGGAGAACAAAGAGUCUGAAGAGCAAAGGCAAAAGUUGAUUUUCACUUGCAGCAACCAAGACGGCGAACUGGUGACCUUGCCGGGUGAACUGAAGGCGCGGUUCACCCUGAAGCCGCUAGAGUUUGAGAGUGGUACAACCUACACGGUGGAAAACAUUAUCGACAACUUCAAACUGCCGCAGGACGUCAAACUCGUGCACGGAGACUGCCCUGGGGAGGACGACGAGUUCACGGGGUACGUCAGGCUGUUCCACACGUACAGGGACGAAGUGAUCGUGGGCACCUCCGUUCAAGACGACGGGCAAAUUUCACAGGUCGAGUUUUCUAUCAACACAGACAUCCAGUUCAGUCCUGCCGACCUGGAACUCUCGGAGAACAAGGAAAUUCUGCGCCUGUUUCAGUCCAACGUUCGCACGAGCGUUCUCGUGGACAGCAAGAACAUGGAUUCGUUCAUCCUCGUUAUGGGUAAACCGUACUCCUCUAUAUACCAGGACAGAACCAAACUGUUCAAGCCCGCAGAUCUUGCAACAUACCCAUACUCAUACGCGAACGUAGGAGACAUCGCCCAAGUUGCGCCAACCAACCCUAUAUACGAGGAAACUCCCGACUACCAGGAUCCCGACUUACAUAAGACAGUAGUCCCAUCAGCACCGCCUAUAGAAGAGGGCAAUAGUGUUGGGUACUACUCUCCUGUCGAACCACCGACAGAAAAGGAUGAUUCGACAGAUAAAGUUGCAAAGCCUGAAAUAAAACCACGGAGAAAUAAAAUGCCCCCAACAGCGGUGCCUGUGGGGUUUGUGGGCGAGUUGAAAAAGGCACAAGAGUCAAAGAAGACCAGGCCGCCUGUACCGCCGAGACCCAAGGGCUCAGCUACAGCAGCGACAUCGACAUCCGACCGAAACACGAGUGAUGAUUACACCGAUUUGACGGGUGGCACUUACACCGCACUGAAACCAAUCACCACGUCGACUGUUGAAGGCCCCACAUCAUUUGCCGCCUUCGAAAAUACCGUGUACGACACGUUACAUGAUGUAACGCCCGAGGGAGACCACCCAGCCGCUGGGAAACGUGCGUCCUUCAGUGUCAAAGACUUGGUCAAGCAGAUGGAAACAAAAAGUGAAAUCAUUUCCUACAAAACACCACUCAACAUACCCCUCGCGCUACCCAAGGAACCAGAGCAAGAGGAAGAACAUUAUGAAUUCCCUCCGCACUCAUCUGAUGCACCUGACGAACAAAGAGAAAACAAAGGAGAGAUGGAGUACCAGUCACCACCUCACGUCCCCAGCCGCUCGCCUGAUGAACAGAAAUGUCACGAUGAUAGUCCAACCUAUGAUAGCCCGAAGAGCCCAGCCGUACAAGCGACGCUUCCCAAGCCGUCAGCUACUGGCUACAUGCAAGGUACAAAAGGGAGCCAUGCGUCUCAGCAAGUCCCUGUCGGAGAAGAUUCAGAAACACACUCUGACUACGAUAACGUAACCGAGAUCUACUUUGAGACACCGGCAAUGACGGAUCCACCGGGCAAAGACGAACACGGACAGUCGGCAGACCCGUCACCAUGGGUCCCGCCGGACGACUUGUCGACACUAUCCGUCUCGGAAGUGACGGCAUGCCUACGUCACCUCGGCCUCGGAAAUGACGUAAUCGCGGCGUUUGAGAGGGAGCGGAUAGACGGAGCUCUGUUGUACGACGUGGAUGAGACCAUCAUGACACAGGACAUGAACUUGCGCAAGUUAGACGCCCUGAAGAUUCUGAAGUUCAUUCGGGGAUGGAGACCGUAAACAUCCCAAGAGCAAGUUUAACAGUGAAGCAAGAAGCAAAACUGUAGGUUACUGCAUACCUAAUCUGCAAAAUGACACUGUAUUUCAAUUCAUGAUUGAAAGGAUAAACAAAAGGAUAGAAGCAUGAGAUUGUCAUGGAAUGAUAAUGAUAUGGCAAAUUCAGUGGUCCUCCAGAAACCUCCCUGUAUCCAUUCAAAGGAGUCAUGACAUAAUAGAUGUCUUAAGAAGUCUUCAAGGGGGCUUAGUUAGGUUGCUUCCUAAUGUAUCCUAAUAUAUGUAAAAAGCGUAGGACACAAUGAUAGAGCAUAAAAUGUAUUUCAUUCAUUAUGACGGUACUUUCAUCUCCAUAGAUCCAUCCAUUACUGUCUGAAUUAAUUUACUAAGGCACGCUUCUGGAUACAACAGGUCAUAAUGUGUAACUUACCCGCCAAUAUUGCUGUGCCAUGCGUAGCCUAACUAUACAUGUACUACUAGGAAAAAGCACAAACCAGAUAUGCACAUAUUGUACUUUAUUGCCUUGCCUGAGGCGUGACAUUAUGCUACUUUAAGAUAUAGAUCUAUAUAAUACAGGAUGCGAAAAUCAGAGAAGUUGUUGCUUGAACCAUAUAUUGUAAUUAUAAUGCAAUGCUUUUUAGAAGACUGAAAUUCACUCUCAAUUCAUGGCAAUUUACGCUUCUAUUUGAAAUUUUUAAGUUUGUAGGACUUUUGCAGUCGAAAAUAGUGAAAGUACCAUUAAGAGUACAUGCAAUAACCAGGCAAACUGGUUAUUAAGACAACGCCGUAAUCUGGAUCGAAUGACACGACCCAUGCAUAUGAAUUCAGUUAUAAAUCAGAUAGUUGACUGGUACUGUUGGCCUAUCUGAUGAGUAUGUGUUCCCGCUGUGUGAAAAUGGGGAUGACAUGAUUUUCCAACUUGUCAAUAUUUAAUCCAUGUCAAUUAACUAUAAUGUACGCAAUAAAUGAGAAUGUUUUAACAA